Penicillium daleae is the source of this 1923-nucleotide messenger RNA. RefSeq lists its product as uncharacterized. The coding region runs from base 1 to 1923 and encodes 640 amino acids. The transcript is spliced from 2 exons. The record is from RefSeq and is a predicted model, not a curated record. NCBI's taxonomy places the organism in Eukaryota, Fungi, Ascomycota, Eurotiomycetes, Eurotiales, Aspergillaceae.
AUGUCUAAUCCGAUUGCGCUCCGAAAAGGAUGUCAGAGCCCUAAUCUCCAGGCCCUAACUUCCUAUUCGGGGCCACUGAUUGAAGAUCGGCGGGCUAAACUUCACGCGUCGGGACGCGCCAAUGCCAGCCUCUUCGACAUCGUUGAGCCCCUGAGCGACUUUCUGCUUAAAAUUGAGAUCUUUCAAAUCCGAUUCAAGUCGUUCUGCCUGCUACCUUUGAUCAUGGUUAACAUUCAGGAUCUCCCGCCCGAGCUUCUGACCCGCAUCAUCUUCUUUAUUGCCCCUCUUCGGGGUCCACUCCCGCCUGGCUUUCUGGAGAAACUAAGCUCUAAGAAGCCCAACAAUGAUGCUGAUCCGAGUGCCGACGCCAACCCCAACGAGGAUGAUGCCAGUGGAGUGAACACAGACCAAACGCUUGAUGACGAGGAUGCUUGGGAAGAUGAGAUAAAGGGCCAGGAGAAGGAUGAAAAGGAAACGCUUGGGCCAGUGUAUAGUCGGCCGCACAGGGAUCUACGGAAUCUCUGUCUAGUGUCGCGCCUAUUUCGAGACUUAGCACAACCUUAUCUUUUCUACAAUUUCGAGGACAUGGGAUUAAGCGGCUACCUAACUCAGACCGUCUCCUUCGCCCAAGCCCUUUAUCUCCGCCCACAGCUCGGAGAGCAUGCCGCAAUCAAGGACCUACAAUUGGGUGCUCAGGAGAAAGCGUGGAUCUCCGGGCUCAAGCUCCGCGACCUUACUAUCCUUACCGCUCUACUGAUCAACAAAACUCCCCAUAUUCGUGAAUUGUUCCUGCCAGCGGGCCACAUCCGCAUGGGAUGCCUUGAUCAUCUUUUCAACCGCAAUCCAUCAUUGUUGUCUGAACUUCAAUCCAUCUCAUUCGAAGGAGAUGACUACUUUCUCUGCUUUGACGUUGCGCAUUACCAUAGAUUUUUAACACUUCCAAACCUCCAAGAGGCCAAUUUUGAAUUUGCUAAACUUUCAGACGAAUCAUUCCCAACUUCCUGGGCCCCUGGCACAGUGAAUGCGGAGAAAAUCAGCUUUCGCCGCUGCCACAUGGAUGUCGGAGGCAUGGAAAGGUUCAUGCAAGCCUUCAAACGACUCAAAUAUUUCUCCUAUAAGAACUUUCAUGUGGAUAUACAUCGUGAAAGAAUACCGACGCCGACCCCCAAGCGCGAAUUCAAUGCCCCGCAGUUUUACCAAGCUAUUCUUCCACACAAGGACACUCUUGAGCAUAUCGGGCUCACAUUCGCUGACGAUCCGUGGGACCUGGAAAAUCUUGAAGAACACCUUUCUCGUCGCGGCACGCUUGGCUCAUUCCGUGACUUUGACGCCCUUGAGUCCGUGUACAUCGCGCAUGCUAUUCUCCCACCCCAUCCCGACUUCCCACCUUCUCUCAAAACGCUCCAUAUCGCGGACUGCAAGUCCUCCAUCCGCGACAUGGUCGGCCAUAUUGCGGCGGACUGUCAAAAGGGUCUCUAUCCGAACUUAACCGAGUUCAAGGUCUUCGCCCUCGAUAUUACCCAGCCCGUCAAACUUCCCGGACAGAUCAUCCCGGACGGCAAGACGCCUGAGCAAUGUUUUCACAGCCUCCGGGAUCUCUUCAAGGAUACCAAAGUUGACUUCCAGAUCAUGCCGUUCCAUAUGUGGGACUUGAGGGAUCUUAUGGACUCUGAUAACUAUGAUGAUUAUGAUGACUAUGACGAUGAAUACGAUGGCUCCGAUCUCGACUAUCAUCAUCAUGUGAUGGAUCUGGUUGAUCAUGACUUUCCGAUCGGGGAAGGGUUCGGGCCUGGGCACCACUUUGGACUGGGGACACCGUUUGGGCCGAUGGAUGGAGCUAUUUUUGAUGCUUUGGCACGGGCUCUAGGACCCCCAGAUAAUGAUGCAAGUGAUAAUUCUUGGGAAACGGACGAGGACGACUAA